Hibiscus syriacus is the source of this 1328-nucleotide messenger RNA. RefSeq names its product putative glucose-6-phosphate 1-epimerase. NCBI's taxonomy places the organism in Eukaryota, Viridiplantae, Streptophyta, Magnoliopsida, Malvales, Malvaceae. Gene Ontology annotation, biological process: carbohydrate metabolic process. The transcript is spliced from 8 exons. The record is from RefSeq and is a predicted model, not a curated record. Bases 423 to 1328 code for a protein of 301 amino acids. Gene Ontology annotation, molecular function: isomerase activity; carbohydrate binding.
CUAUCGUAAACGUUUUUGUUUUUGGGGGAAAAGCAGAUGCUUCAACAUUAAUUUUGGUUGUCUUUGAAACCGUUUUUGGUCGGUUCUUUGAGGUUUUAAGACAAGCUUGGUUAUCUGGAAAGUUGUUUCUAGUGUUGGGUCUUGUCCUUCUUAAUUUUCUCUCCUUGAAUUUUGGUCUGUUUUGGGAAAUUUGGAGGGAUUUCAAAUCUUCAAGCAGCCAUCUGUGACUGAGCUUUUUCUCUUGUUGGCAGUAUUAGUGCUGAAGAAAGAUUAAGGUAGUUGCAGUGGUAGUUGGGAUUUUCACGAGAAAAUUUUGGGUUUUUUUCACGAGAAAGUGUGAAGGGCGCUCUCAACUGCUGCACUGAUUGUUUAUAAAGCCUUUUGUUCGUUUUCUCUUACAUGUCCUUGCCGUGUCUUUCGCUAUGAAUAAUUCUGGGGCAGCUGUUGAAGUCACAAAGGAUAGAAAUGGAAUUGAUCAGAUUCUGCUUCGGAAUCCUCGAGGAACAUCUGCAAGGGUUAGCUUGCAUGGAGGACAGGUUCUUUCAUGGAGGACCGACCGAGGUGAAGAAUUGCUAUUCACAAGUAGCAAGGCAAUUUUCAAGCCACCGUAUGCAGUUCGGGGAGGGAUACCUAUAUGUUUCCCACAGUUUGGUCAGCGAGGAUCGCUUGAGCAACACGGGUUUGCCCGGAACAGGACCUGGAUCAUCGAUGAGAAUCCACCACCUUGGCAUCCAAAUGGUUCCAAUGGAAAAGCCUAUAUCGAUUUACUGCUAAAGCCAUCGGAAGAUGAUUUGAAAAUCUGGCCACACAGUUUCGAAUUUCGUCUUCGAGUAUAUUUGACAGCAGAUGGGAAUCUAAGCUUGAUAUCACGCAUCAGGAAUAUUAAUUGCAAGCCUUUUAGUUUCUCAAUUGCUUAUCAUACAUAUUUCUCCAUCUCUGAUAUCAGUGAAGUGAGGGUAGAAGGAUUGGAGACUCUUGACUAUCUCGACAACCUAUGCCAAAGGGAGCGCUUCACCGAACAAGGAGAUGCCUUAACAUUCGAAUCUGAGAUCGACAGAGUUUAUCUUGGCUCAAGAGAUGUUGUAGCGAUAUUCGACCACGAACGAAAACGAACCUUUUCUAUUCGGAAAGAAGGCCUUCCAGAUAUUGGUGUUUGGAAUCCAUGGGAGAAGAAAUCUAAAGCCAUUGCUGAUUUUGGGGAUGAAGAAUACAAGCAGAUGCUUUGUGUCAAUGGCGCAGCAAUUGAAAAACAUACUCAUAGCUCUCGAGCUCUCGGUUGUCCCUUCAAGUUAAGGACAGCAAGUAACGCAAAUAAAAAAAACCCUUAG